This is a messenger RNA of Vigna radiata var. radiata (mung bean), 1320 nucleotides long. RefSeq names its product high mobility group B protein 10. The record is from RefSeq and is a predicted model, not a curated record. Bases 76 to 1101 code for a protein of 341 amino acids. The transcript is spliced from 6 exons. Gene Ontology annotation, molecular function: DNA binding. NCBI's taxonomy places the organism in Eukaryota, Viridiplantae, Streptophyta, Magnoliopsida, Fabales, Fabaceae.
CUAUGAUUUUUCAAUAAUCAAAACUUAAGGUGUGAAUGCAUACAUAGAUUAGGAUUUAGGACAAAAGACCGAGACAUGAAUGUGACAAAUAAGCCAAAUCCAGAUGGUUCCACCAAUGGGUUUCAGUCUCUGCUUCAACAGCAACACAGUAAUGCUUGGGAGGGAUCAUCUACACAUCCACCCACUGAGCCUUAUCCUGCACCAACGGCUAGCUACCAGGACAUUGUUCGUGAUGAAAACCUCUUCUGGGAAAAGCUUCAAGCUUUUCAUCAAUCACUUGGUACCAAAUUUAAGGUUGUUAUUGUGGGAGGAAAGUCACUUGAUCUACAUCGCCUUUUUGUGGAAGUUACAUCUCGUGGUGGGAUUGAAAAGGUGAUUAUUGAUCGUAAGUGGAAGGAAGUGAUUCUGGCCUUCAAUUUCAAAGAUACCAUAACAAGUGCAUCAUUUGUAGUGCGAAAAUCUUAUCUAUCCAUGCUUUAUCACUUUGAGCAAGUGUAUUAUUUUGGGAGGCAAGGCUUUCCUCCCCAAACACCUGAUAUUAUGAUUAGAGGCCAACCAGGCCUUUCCAAUGGCUCCACAACUAUUCUCGAGGUUACCGAUGUGAAUGAUUCACCUGUUCAGGUUACUCCAGUUCAGGGAUAUGAUGCUGUGCUUUCUGGAACAAUUGAUGUGAAAUUUGAUGGUGGAUACGUAGUCACAGUGACUGUGGGUUCUGAGGAGCUGAAAGGUGUCCUGUUUCAUGUUCCUGAUAACAUGUCCAAGAGUUCUCAUACCGAAGGCAAUACCAGUUCACAGAAUCAUGGUGAAGGCACAUCUGGGUCGCACAGUCGAAAGAGAGCAAAAUAUACACCACGUGAUCCUUUCCGGCCGAAGUCAAACAGGAGCGGUUACAACUUUUUCUUUGCUGAGAAUUAUGCCAUGCUGAAGCCCUCUUAUCACGGGCAAGAGAGAGCAAUUAGUAAGAGGAUUGGGUUUCUGUGGAACAAUCUGUCAGAAGCAGAAAGACAGGUUUAUCAAGAGAAAGGGGUGAAAGAUAAGGAAAGAUAUAGAACUGAACUGAUGGAAUACAAAUCCAACAAUUCAACUCCAAAUGCUCAAUAGGAUGUUGUUUUGUGUAAUUUCAUAUGGUUUACUUUUUAUUCGUUGCAUUUGUCUUUGUUUUUAGUUAAUUUUCUUAUGAUGAUUCUACAGAGAAACUUAGAAGAGUAGCUUUGUGACAAUUCUGGUGUAAAUUAUGCAGAAUGGUUUUGAAUUUUAUAGUGCCAUGUUGUAGCAGUUCAUUUAUUGUGGUUGCUCUAAAACAAAGGAUCCUUCAUUCAA